AUGAAACGCUUCGAAGCUCCUGAUUCCGAUUCCGGAUCUUCAUAUUAUUCUGACUCAGACCCCUCUGCAAAGAAAAGGAGAAGGUCUUCAUCUUCUUCAGACUCGGCAGACUCAGGCUCCAACGCCAUUGGUGACACGAAGUGCCAGCCUGCAGGGCUGUUUCUCAACCAGCUGGCAGUGAUGGAGGACGGAACGAGAUCUAAAGAGGAUUCAGUGUAUGCGCAAAGUGGGAAAGACCCAAGCCGGAUAAAGGCAGCUCUCAAAGAGCCAUGCUGCAAAGCAGGAUGCAAAAAGGGACUUUGUUUCAGACUCGUUUUGAACAUGGUCACAUUGUUUUGGGCAUUGCCAAAGGUGUCUCAAGACAACCUGCUGUGGGCAAUGCAGCAAACAACUCACCCACAAAUGUCUGACAGUGAAGAUGAGAGUUUGUCUGGCCAAGCGCGGCACAAGAUCUCAUGGAAAUUGGAAGGCCGGUCAGUUUGCCGCCAAGCAUUUAUCAAGAUCUUGGGCAUCAGUGCUCCCCGUUUGGUUCGUACCAGACAUACUUUCAAAGGUAUCGAUGCGAGAGCAUGGAGCUCUAAGGGCCGUUGUGAAGCAAAUGCUUCUGCGUCUGUCCUGACCUUCCUGGAGAAGGUUUACUGGAGCAUUGGUGAGACAUUGCCCCAUGAGCUUAACAUCGAGGGGGUGAAAAAACUGGACACAGAGGGUGCCAGGGAAGAACUUCUCAAGGCGUUGGUGGACAGUGCUCUAGAAAGCGAUUUGGCUCGAGGAGUCGUAUGGUCUGGGCCAGGAAGUCUUCCGAGACGAUGGCUCCCGCACGGGUCAUAUCAUGAACUGUACACAUUGUAUUGCGCUCACCAAAGUACUGCAGGUGAGAAGUGUGCAUCAGCCAGCACGUUUUAUAGAGCUCUUUCCACUUCAGGCUGGUCGAAAAAACUGCGCUUUAGCCCACCCUCUGCACAUAGCAAGUGCAGUGUAUGUGCAAAGCUUCGAGCACAGAUUCAGCACGCGAAAGGAAUUCAACAACAUUUGGAAGCGUGUGACAAACUGUUACGGCACCUUGCUGGGCAAUAUGCAGACCGAGAAUGUUACUGGACAUGUCGGUCGAGGGCCAAAACAUCUGGAGACCUUGUAUGCAUCAUCACCGAUAGCAUGGACCGGAGUAAAUACAGUUUACCCCGGUAUCACAGGGGUCGGGCGCCCAAGGAUGUAGAAACCACGAAGCGGCCAAACUGUGAAGUUACGACAUCAAUUGUACACGGCGUGGGGAUUUUCACCUACAUCGCUGAUGAGGGCCAGAGUACCGGUUCAAACUGGACCAUAGAAACACUCAACCGGUCAUUGCAACACACCCACAAUGUCUAUCAGAAGUGGAACAAACCAGUUCCUGGAGUUGUCAAAAUAUUUGCAGACAACACGCCCAAAGAAGUGAAGAACUCGAUCAUGGGCAGCUGGUGUUCCAUGAUGUCAACGGCAGGGUUCGUGAGAACUAUAUCUCAUGAACAUUUACCUGUGGGUCAUACUCACGAAGACAUCGAUGGCUACUUUGGCUUGCUAUCUCGAUUCAUCAAAGAAGGUGAUGAAAAUUUGCAGAACCCU
Durusdinium trenchii is the source of this 1599-nucleotide messenger RNA. NCBI's taxonomy places the organism in Eukaryota, Dinophyceae, Suessiales, Symbiodiniaceae. The record is from the annotation of a GenBank genome assembly.